UUCGUCAGGGAAAAAAAAAAGAGCGCCACGCCGCGAGAUAUCCCCGUCACGAAUAUUCUCCUCUCAUCUCCUCUAUUUAUCGCCAUCAAUCUCCCAUCUCCUCCAUCCAUCCAUCCAUCUUCUUCCACCCCAAUUUCCAUCCCAAUUUCGAGUUUCCCCGGCGAUACGAUCCGGUCGUGAUCGUCUGCGAGGAUGAAGUUCGGCAAGAGCCUGAGCGGCCAGAUCCUGGAGAUGCAGCCGGAGUGGCGCGACAAGUUCCUCUCCUACAAGGACCUCAAGAAGCGCCUCAACCUCAUCUGCCGCGCCGGCGAGCGGCUGGGCAAGCGCCGCCGCGUCGGCGGCGGCACGGCGGUGACGGCGGGAGCGGCGGCGCCCGAGCGGGCCGGGUUCGUCGGCCUCCUCGACGCGGAGCUCGACAAGUUCAACUUCUUCUUCCUCGAGAAGGAGGAGGAGUACGUCAUCAAGCAGAAGGAGCUGCGGGAGCGGGCGGCCGAGACGGCGGCGGCGGAGGAGGAGGAGGUGAUGCGCGUGAGGAAGGAGAUCGUCGAUCUCCACGGCGAGAUGGUGCUGCUCGAGAAUUACAGCGCGCUCAACUACACCGGACUGGUUAAAAUCCUCAAGAAGUACGACAAGAGGACCGGUUCCAUGAUCCGUCUCCCCUUCAUCCAGAAGGUGCUGCAGCAACCCUUCUUCACCACUGACCUCCUGUACAAGCUGGUGAAGGAAUGCGAGGAAAUGCUGGACCGGCUCAUGCCGGCGAACGAUGAACCGUCGUCGCUACCGAGCGAAGACGGAAAAGAAGACAGCGACGGCGAGGAGAAGAAUUCCAAGCCCAGCUCCUCCUCCUCCUCCUCGGCCAACGCCCUGGGGCAGGACGAGGCCGAGGAUGAGAAGAGCAUGCACAUGAAGAGCACGGUUGCGGCGCUCAGGGCGCUGAGAGAGAUCAGGAGCGGCAGCUCGACGGUGAGCGCCUUCUCGCUGCCACCUCUGGACGGCAGCAAUGUGCAGGAGGAGCAGGACAGGUGAGGGCAAGAAUGAGCAGGCUGCCAGAUGGACUUGCACCGAGAGACGCUGCAUCUGGGGAGCUUCUCUUCUUCGCCUGCGCUUUUGCUCGAAUGCCCAAUGAUGUAGGAGUUCGUAUCUGGCUAUCCUGUUCAUCAUGUUUCGUUUAACUUGGGGGUAUUUUUCGUGUGGCCUGUGUGUUUCCCAGCUCCUGUAAAAAUGAUAGGGGAAAAGAAAGUUAGUGUAUGUUGAUAUAUCAUAAAAAGUUCACCAUAAACAUAGAUCUGAAUGUGCAGUCUGAUACCUUUUUGCCAUUUUAAGGGGUGAUUUUGUCUCGUUAGAUGGUAUGUAUGGAUUCAUAGCUUUCUGCCAUGCAUUGUACAUGGCUGCCCGUGUAAACUGACGAUCCAGAAUCACAAUUUUUUACCAUACACUCUACACUUGUUAAAUUCUUAAUCCCAUCGUUUGGUGAAC
This is a messenger RNA of Oryza brachyantha (malo sina), 1476 nucleotides long. RefSeq names its product SPX domain-containing protein 2-like. Gene Ontology annotation, biological process: cellular response to phosphate starvation. The record is from RefSeq and is a predicted model, not a curated record. Lineage: Eukaryota; Viridiplantae; Streptophyta; Magnoliopsida; Poales; Poaceae. The transcript has 3 exons. Bases 193 to 1026 code for a protein of 277 amino acids.